CAACUCUUCAACAAUACCAAAAACCGACAAACCAACUCCCCGCCGCUGGUUUAUGCACAGCCCAUUCUUCCAAGAAUUUUAACAUCGCAAAAACAAUUCGUAUCCAGACUUUUACCGUGCCAAAAUAAGUCUUGGAGGUUGUUCGAGUCGAGGACUAUUAAACGCCACUGUCCUAUUUGACUCAGUCCCUAGGAUCACGCAGUUGCUUCUCGCCUUGUCUAUCGCCUCUCUCGCAAGUCUUUCCGCUGCUUGCAACGCUUACACCAGUGGUCUGCCAACAGCCACCGGCACUGUCUCUAGCAGUGUAGUCAUCGAAGUCACCGCUGGCAAAACAUUUGAUGGUGGUUGGAAGAAGUAUGGCCGUGGAAGUGGUCCUUGCAGGUCAAUUCCAUUCCGUUCUCUACCCGUCAAUUUACCUUUCUGAAAAGGCGUCUGUGAUAGUGAUCGAGCCGGAGGAGAACGUUAUCAUCGGUGCCAACCAGGCCGAGGGCGCUCAGGAUGCCAUCACCAUCAAAAGCGAUGAGGCAGGCAACUACACCAACAUUCAUCGGUGGUGGUGCUACCAUGCAGAGGACAAGGGUAUUCAACACAAUGGUUGUGGAACAGUUAAUGCAUGUCCUUCCUCUGUCUCUCUUCUCUCUACUGCGAAGCCAAUAAUCCAACCCAAAAUCAUCUUCUUCAUUAGCGACUGUGGAAAGCUCUACCGGUUUUGUGGAAACUACGCAAGCCAGUGCUCCCGUAACGUGUACAUCUCCGGUGUCUACGCCAAGGACGGUGGAACUCUCACUGGUAUCGACUCCAAACAUGGCGACGCCGCUACCAUCAUCGACUCCUGCUACUGUGCGCCCGUGUUUGAAAAAGGGAACAUUCUCACGCCACAACUUGAAGCCGGGCCGCGUUUCGACGGUCCAACUUCCAAGCUCACCAUCACAGUCAAGCUGCACGGCCUCGAAUAUUCAAAGAUCUCGGACAAAUAUAGUAAUCUUCUGGUGCAGUAUACCUAUCUUAUGCAUUUUUUAAUGUGA
Guyanagaster necrorhizus is the source of this 1025-nucleotide messenger RNA. RefSeq lists its product as uncharacterized. NCBI's taxonomy places the organism in Eukaryota, Fungi, Basidiomycota, Agaricomycetes, Agaricales, Physalacriaceae. Gene Ontology annotation, molecular function: pectate lyase activity. The coding region runs from base 339 to 1025 and encodes 228 amino acids. The record is from RefSeq and is a predicted model, not a curated record. Gene Ontology annotation, cellular component: extracellular region. Gene Ontology annotation, biological process: pectin catabolic process. The transcript has 10 exons.